This is a messenger RNA of Trypanosoma cruzi, 1416 nucleotides long. Its product is annotated as amino acid transporter, putative. Gene Ontology annotation, biological process: amino acid transmembrane transport. The record is from RefSeq and is a predicted model, not a curated record. The coding region runs from base 1 to 1416 and encodes 471 amino acids. The transcript has a single exon. NCBI's taxonomy places the organism in Eukaryota, Euglenozoa, Kinetoplastea, Trypanosomatida, Trypanosomatidae. Gene Ontology annotation, molecular function: amino acid transmembrane transporter activity.
AUGCCUCUUGAAAGAGAAAGUAUGCAUGAAAAUGGGGUGGAGAUGCAAGGGUAUAUGGGUGGCGGGACAGUGGCGGAUUACACAUUAAUUACGCCUGACAUGGAGGAUAUGGGAGGCGGGGCGAUAAAUGAUGGGAACGAUAAAAACGAAGUUCUCUUGGAAGACGUUGUACCACGUAAACGAAAGUUUCCAUAUUGUGAUUUAAUAUCUCAUGGAGGCAUGCUCUCCGGCGCGUACAAUCUUGCUUCGGUCACGCUUGGCUCUGGCAUUAUUACUCUCCCCUCCGCUUUUAACAGCACGGGCGUUGUGCUCUCGGUUGUUGUGCUUCUUGUCAUCUCUCUGGCGACGGUGUUCUCAACCUACUUGUUGGCAUUGGCAGUCGACAAGACCGGGUAUCGUGGCUACGAGAAGCUGGCACGCGGAUUACUCGGUCGUGGGUGGGACUACUGGGCAGCCUUUAAUAUGUGGAUGUUCUGCUUUGGCUCAUGCGUCUCAUAUGUUAUCUCCGUGGGAGAUAUGCUGCGUCCCAUCCUGGAUGAUCCCUCCGUGAAUCCAUUUUUGCAAACCGUCUGGGGAAAUCGCUGCCUGGUGAUAGUGAUAUGGUUCUGCGUGAUGCUGCCACUUUCGAUUCCCAAAGAAAUUAAUUCCCUGCGUUACGCCUCGGUCGUUGGGGUCUCUUUUAUCAUGUACUUUGUUGUCGCCAUUGUGGUGCACGCCGUGCGAGGCUUUGAGCAUGGAAAGCCACGCCAUGAUCUGAAAAUGUUUCGAUCCGGCAACGGCGCCAUUAUUGGAUUUUCACUUUUUAUAUUUGCAUUCCUGUGCCAAACAAAUUGUCUUGAAGUGUACGCUGAAAUGCGGAAGCCAACACCCCGGCGCAUGACACGGGACACCACGCUCAGCAUGGUUAUUUGUUGCUUUCUUUACAUUAUUUCGGGUUUUUUUGGAUAUGCAGACUUUGGUGAUGCCAUCACGGACUCCGUUCUGCUUUACUACAACGUCCGUGACGACCCCAUGAUUGCCGUUGCUUACGCUGGUCUCGCCUUUAAGCUUUGCGUUGGAUUUGCCAUAUGUAUGCAGCCUUCUCGAGACUCUAUGUACUAUUGCAUUGGGUGGAAUGUCACCACCAUGCCUUUUUGGAAGAAUGCCCUGUUCUGCACUGCGUUGGCCAUCGUUGCUCUCGUACUGGGUUUGUUUAUUCCAAGUAUCACGAUUGUCUUUGGCCUCGUGGGGAGCCUCUGCGGUGGGUUUUUGGGCUUUAUAUUUCCCUCCCUGUUUUACAUGUACACUGGGAACUGGAGCCUGAGGACCGUUGGCUUUUUCCACUACUUCUGCACGUAUUUACUGCUUCUUUCCGGUGUUGUGGCGGUUGUUUUUGGCACAACGGCUGCUGUGUUCGGCGAGGUGAAAAAAAACUGA